AUGACACCGGUCAGUUUCCUGUUAAUUUGCGCAGCGUUGUUGCGCUCCGGGACGGCUGCCACCCCCGAGCCAUUCGGAUGCGCGAACAGGUUCGAAGUGCACGACGAUAAGAUCAUCCGGACCGAGGAUUCGAAAAAGUUGGGCGCAAAGUUCAUAGACUCGGUGGAACAGCACGACCGAGCCGGGUGUCUGGAACUGUGCUGUCGGACGUCCCGGUGUGACGUGUUCGUGUUCGAAGAAAAAUCCCCUGGAACAUGUUACUUGUUUGAAUGUGGACCAUCAGAUGAUUUUAAAUGCAAAUUCACCAAUCAUAAGAACUACAGCAGUGCAUUGAUGUUGUCCAGACAUGCAUCAGAAUUAGAAAAUCAGAUUAAACUCACUCAAAUUGAACAUGAACAUGAACUCAUUCAACUUAAGAAACUAACUCCAUUUACAACACCUUCAACAACUGUUUUACCAAUAUCGGCUAUUAAUAAGGAAACAGAAAUAACUAUCCCACUGGAUAAACAUUCUGAAAGAACUCCUCGGUGUAGUAGAUUUCAAUUUGAAUGCAAAACAUCCAGUGAAUGUAUUGCUAUCUACAACGCAUGUGAUGGAAUACCUCAAUGCAGCGAUGGUAGUGAUGAAGCUCUUGAACUGGCCUGUCCGACCACUCCCAGCAAACAAGUACUCAUGAAAGAUACAAACUAUGGAUUGGCACAAGGAAAUAAUUACAUUCAAACAUUAUCAAACAAGCCAAUGGAUAUAAUGGGACAGCCAGUAAAUCAACCAAUUCAACAAUAUCAAUGGAAGAAUCAACAACCAAUAUUUAGUUCUAAUGUAAACUAUAAUAAUGCAAAAGUAGACAAAUCUGCUUAUGGCAGUAAUUUUCCUUCUUCUCAGUACGGAAGGGAAGGUGAAGGACUCAAAUGGACAGGCCAAGAUAAUAUGGUUCACCAAAACUACGGGAAUAAUCGAAUAUUCACACAUGUCAAUGGAGGAAUUUUACCGGACUAUAAUCGGCAGCAAAAUAACUUAUUACAAAAUAAUAUGCCGAGUAGAGUAUACAAUGCUGAACCAGGGAUGAACAUUGAUCAUAACUACAACCAUUUGAACAAUAUGAAUCAUGAAUUCCAUCACUUUAACACGGGUGGAAAAACUAAUUAUCAAAAUCAAAAUAAUCCAGAUUAUUUCUAUGAAGACCUGAGACCUAAGAUGGAACAGUCAAAUAUUAUCCCUCAACUAGGUUCUGAUUAUCAAAGUCAAAUUCAGUUAAAUGUUAAAAAAUCUGAAACAUUAUUAACAGAAAAACCAGUAAUAGUUCAAAAGCAUAAUCUCAAUGAAACCUCUACUCAAUCAACAACUACAGAUUCUCGUGUUCAUGGAAAAUUAGUGCAACCACUGACAGAAGACUCUAUACUUGUUCGUGAAGUGUAUUUUGAAAGUAGCGAUGAUGGAUAUGCAAUAAUGCCAAACGGAGCAUUUAUUUCUCUUGUUCUUGGUGUUAUUGCAUCGAGUAUAAUGAUAAUUGUGAUUGGUUGUCGAUUAAGAGUGGUGCGUAAUCGUCAUCGAAAAGGAAGCAAACAGUCAUACGCUCAUGACGCAGACUUUUUAAUUAAUGGCAUGUAUUUAUAAAUGUAUAAUAACAAAAAAAUGAAAAUGCAUAUUGUGAUUUAUGAACAUAUUUUUUUUUUUUAAUUAAGAAAUAAUACUAUUUUAUUUAUACAUACCUAUUAUUAUUUACUAUAAUUGUGUUAACUAUUAGAUUUUUAUAAUAUUAAUUGUCCUAUUCUGCAACAUUAUAUGGCUUUAAUACACUACA
Molecule: messenger RNA, 1801 nt
Organism: Myzus persicae (green peach aphid)
Lineage: Eukaryota; Metazoa; Arthropoda; Insecta; Hemiptera; Aphididae
Exons: 12
Coding region: 1-1614 (537 amino acids)
Molecular function (GO): protein binding
Source: RefSeq, a predicted model, not a curated record